Messenger RNA from Phodopus roborovskii (desert hamster), 2357 nucleotides. It is a transcript of the gene Blzf1, whose product is annotated as basic leucine zipper nuclear factor 1. The coding region runs from base 79 to 1281 and encodes 400 amino acids. The transcript is spliced from 7 exons. The record is from RefSeq and is a predicted model, not a curated record. Gene Ontology annotation, cellular component: Golgi membrane. Gene Ontology annotation, biological process: Golgi to plasma membrane protein transport; Golgi organization. NCBI's taxonomy places the organism in Eukaryota, Metazoa, Chordata, Mammalia, Rodentia, Cricetidae.
GUGGACACUACAGUGAGGACAUCAGAGGUCUUUGGUGAAAGUCUUGGAGUGCAUUUUCGUUAGUUACAAAAACCAAAAAUGGCAACUAUUAAAAGCUUGGAAACCAAAGGCAUCCUCACUUCCACCCCAAUCCGAGGAGCAGGGGAUGGAAUGGAAACAGAGGAGCCCCCUAAGUCUGUUGAAGUCAACUCUGAAGUCCAGCCUACAAAUCAGCAUGUCCUUCAGAGUCCACGUAAGAAAGUUCCCUCAGACAGCCCAGGAGUUCUCCAGCUCGGGAAGAUCCUUACUGAGAAAGCAGUGGGAGUGGAAGCCGUGAGAAUAUUUGUUCCCAAAGCUGCCAUCUCUCAUGAUAUCCCCGGCAAAAAUGCAAGGCUGAAGUCUCUAGGCCAUCACCGAGAAGAAGUCCACCCUCAGCCAGAGGUAGUCACAGACCCCAGGAAGGAACUCUCAGAGGCAAAGAAGGUUUUAGAAAAGCUCAAGAAUUCUGAAAGGAGGCUACUUCAGGACAAAGAAGGCCUUUCAAACCAGCUCCGAGUACAAACAGAGAUAAAUCGUGAGUUAAAAAAGUUGCUGGUGGCUUCUGUUGGAGAUGAUCCACAGUAUCACUUUGAACGUCUAGCCCGAGAGAAGAACCAGCUCAUCUUAGAGAAUGAAGCACUAGGUCGAAACACAGCCCAGCUUUCCGAACAGCUGGAACGGAUGUCAAUACAGUGUGACGUGUGGAGAAGCAAAUUCCUCGCAAGCAGGGUAAUGGCAGAUGAAUUAACGAACUUCCGAGUAGUUUUACAGCGUCAGAACCGAGAUGCCCAGAGCGCCAUACAGGAUCUCCUGAGUGAACGGGAGCCGCUUCGCCAGGAGAUGAUCUCUACCCAGAAGUUGUUGGAGGAACUCUUGGUCUCCUUACAGUGGGGAAGGGAGCAGACGCACCUCCCUAACACACAGCCCCACAGCACAGCAGGGCUAGCACUUGCGAACCACAAAUUGGCAGAAGCUGUGCAUGCUCAUCUUCUGGGAAAUGUCGGCAUUAGUAAUCAAAAGAAGAUUCCAGCAACAGUAGACUUCUUCAGUACCCCAGCUGAGAAAAUGGCUGAAAAGGUUCUACGUAUUUUGGAUCCAGUUACCUGUACAGAAAGCUCACCAGACAACCCAUUUUCUGAAUCUUCACCAACUACAUUACUCACUACAAAGAAAAAUAUUGGACGUUUCCAUCCCUAUACCAGAUAUGAAAAUAUAACUUUCAAUUGCUGUAAUCAUUGCAAGGGAGAACUCAUUGCUCUUUGAUGUGUCGUGUAUUGAACAUGAACUUAGUACCCAAGAUUCAUUAUUUGGGAGCGGGGGUUCUUAUGACACUAGAAAUAAAACUAAUUCAUCUUCAUAUAAUAUAUAUCCACAAAAAUAUUUCAUGUACUAGUUUCCAGAUUAUUUUUCUUAAGAAAUAUCUCAGGGUAAGAAAAAGUAAAGCUAUGUAAUAGCUAUACUUAAAGUACAAAGUACUUCCCAGAGAAUUCACAGUGUUUGUGCUUAAAAAAAAAAAAAAAAAAAAAAAAGUAAAGAUUUUAUAACUUUCUUUUAGGCCCUAAAUUAUUAUUCUUCAUUAUAUAUUUUCUAUAAACUGUAAACAGGUUUCAUCUUGUGCAUAAAACAAAAACAGGUCAACUACAACCUUGCAUUAGAUGUGGCCAUGCCCAUCCCUUCCCUGUGACUUAAUCUGCUUCCCAGCACAGCAUCAGUGUUCAGUGUGGGGCUAGCAAGCCCAUUCCUUUAUAGGGCAUUUUUGCUAGUGUAAUAGCUGGGGGGAAAGGGAUUUGCAUUCCCUUUGUGGUUACAUUUGGGGUAUAAAAGAGGCCUUCAGAAACAUUUGGGUAAAGGGAUUAAUCUUCCUAAACAAAUAUAUUAGGAAAAUAAAAAAUAUUUUUAACUUAAACAAAAGUGUUCCAUGCUGUUUGUUUUUUGCAAGGUGUUCUGUCUUCUGUAUGGUUGCAGUUGGACAACCUAAAACAGGUUCCUAAUUAAUGACUCAGGUUGACACUUGCAAUACAACAGGAAUAUCUAGUUUGAUAAUAUAAUGAUGGAAAAUGAGUUUCUAAGGAAAAUGUAAUCCAUUAAUUUACAUAUAUUAUGUAAUAUAUUACUAUAUAAUGUGUCUUAAGAUGCCCUUUUGUUAACCUUUAAUUAUUCACAAAAAUCUGUCACCAAAAAAUAUACCAAAUUUUAAAAAUUACCAGAGAAAUCUUCAAAAAGCAAAUCUGGCCAAAUUAAAAUACACUUUAGUAUUAAACCUGCUAUUUCUUGUCUGUCUCAUCUGAGUCAUGUUUAUAACUUUCAGUGGCAAUAAACUUCUGUAUUUCCUUCUUGUA